This is a messenger RNA of Echinococcus granulosus, 876 nucleotides long. RefSeq names its product Mitochondrial dicarboxylate carrier. The transcript is spliced from 4 exons. Lineage: Eukaryota; Metazoa; Platyhelminthes; Cestoda; Cyclophyllidea; Taeniidae. Gene Ontology annotation, molecular function: antiporter activity; malate transmembrane transporter activity; sulfate transmembrane transporter activity. The record is from RefSeq and is a predicted model, not a curated record. Gene Ontology annotation, biological process: succinate transmembrane transport; thiosulfate transport; phosphate ion transmembrane transport. Bases 1 to 876 code for a protein of 291 amino acids.
AUGUCGACCAGGCCUCCGGCCAAAGCGGGUUACUGGUACUUCGGUGGUUUGGCUAGCGCUAUGGCUGCCGCAGUCACUCAUCCCCUGGAUUUGUUAAAGGUCCACCUUCAGACCCAGCAAACUAAAGAGUUUGGUAUGAUCCGAAUGGGGGUGCGAGUGUUUAAGAGUGACGGUAUUCUGGGUCUCUACAAUGGCCUUAGUGCUUCUCUUCUCCGACAGUUCACGUACUCCAUGACACGUUUUGGUGUCUACGAGUCUUACAAGAACUCUGUCGGUCGGAAGAUGUCUUUUGCCGAAAGUGGCGGCAUUGCUAUGUUCGCUGGUUUCGUUGGCGGUAUUGUGGGUAACCCCGGCGAUAUGGUUAAUGUCAGAAUGCAAAAUGAUGUCAAGGUCCCCCCCGCCCAACGUAGAAACUACAAACAUGCUAUCGAUGGUCUUAUCCGUGUGGCUCGUGAAGAGGGCAUUACUGCUCUUUUCAAUGGCGUUUCUAUGACUGCAACUCGGGCCACAUUCAUGACUUUCGGGCAGUUAGCUUUCUACGAUACUUUCAAGAGCAUGCUUUUAGCUACUGGAUUCUUCUCCGAUAAUCCGGUUACGCACUUUUCCGCCUCUAUUGGUGCUGCUGGUGUCGCCACUUGCAUGACUCAGCCGUUCGAUGUCAUGAAGACGCGUCUCAUGAACGCCCCACCCGGCAAAUACUCGGGUCUGGCUGCCUGCGGCCUUGACGUGUUGCGCACGGGUCCGCUCGGCUUCUUCAAGGGUCUCGUUCCCGCUUUCAUCCGUCUUGGUCCACAAACUGUUCUCACUUUUAUUUUCUUGGAACAGUUGAAGGCUAAUUUCGGAUACAUCCCCACUGACACCAAGCCCAAGGCGUAA